AAUAAGUUGUCGGGAAAGGAAUGUUAGCGUAUCGCGAGAAUUAGGAGGUAUAUUGACUUAGCUGCUGAAAAUAACGCUGUUGCCGGCCUCCGGUGACCUAAAUUUGACCAUAGGGAGACGAAGACGCUAAUGACAAGCAGAAGCGUUAUGUGGAUGGAUGUGGCGCAAGCGAGUCUGUGCAGUUGCAGGAUGUUUCACCAAAACUUUCAGCGGACAAACAAAUCCGAUUUCCCACCGUUGCUGACCAGAAGAAAACUGAAUUCGAAGGAGAAGAAGAAGCACAGUCAUCAGCAUCUCCAACCCCAAUUCCGAUCUCAAUCGCAGCAUCUCUGCUCACCUCUCCGAUUACGAUGCUGCGCCCCCGGAGCCUCUGUAACUUGUGAGAAACAAAGCGUUCGCUUCCACAGUCUCAUCGUGUUGGAAUGGGACAAGCUCUGCAAUUUGGUGGCUUCCUUCGCCUCUACUUCCUUGGGCCGCCAAGCCACUCUUUCACAGUUAUGGACUCUCGACAACAGCUACGACGACAGUUUGAUGCUCUUGCAAGAAACUAACGCUGCUCUGCAAUUGCGCAGUCACGGUGGCUGCCGUUUGGACUUUUCCGGCCUCGACCUCGUUUUGGUGGAAUCUGCUAUACAACAUGCUCGUAGGAGUCUGCCGAUCAGUGGAGCUGAAGCCAUGGCGGUUGGAGCUCUGCUUGAUUCUGCUCUUUGCUUGCAGCUUAAUCUGAAAUCUGCAAUCAAGGAAGAUGCCGAUUGGUACCGCCGUUUUCUGCCUCUUUCACCAGUGAUUAUGGCAAUGGUCAUAAAUGGAUCUUUGGUUAAAAUGAUUCAGCAAGUGGUUGAUGAAGAUGGUUCAGUCAAAGAUUCUGCUAGUUCUGCUUUAAAACGAUCACGUGGUCAGGUCCGCAUGCUUGAGGAGAAGUUACACCGGUUAAUGGACGUCUUAGUCAGGAAUCAGACGACUGAUACUUCCUUGCUGGAAGCAAGUAGCAUAGAUGGAAGGUGGUGCCUGAAAUCGGGGCCUGGUCAGCUAGUAACUGUUAAGGGCCUUUUGUUAUCCAGGGAAUCAGGCAGAGGAAGUAUUAUAGAGCCGCUCUCUGCAGUUCCUUUAAAUGACGAGUUGCAACAGGCACGACUAUCAGUGGCAAAAGCAGAAGUCGACGUGCUUUCUAUGCUAACAGAAAAGGUUCGAGUCAAUCUUGAUGACAUCGAGAAAGUGUUGAAGAAUGUGAUUCAACUGGAUGUGAUAAAUGCUCGAGCAAGUUAUAGUCAUUCAUUUGGAGGUUCCUGCCCUGUCCUGUAUCCCCCGGAAGAAAUGGAUGAAUCAGUUGCUUCCUGUUCUUAUUUAUUGGAAAAGAACACAUCAAAUUGCAAGAAGAGAGAGUGGAUAUUAUAUAUGCCUGAAGCUCAUCAUCCUCUGUUGCUUCAGCAGCAUAAGCAACUCCUUCAGGAGAGAAAGAAGGCCAGCAGAAAUGCUUCCAUCAUAAAAGUGCAAAGAGAUAGUGUCUCACAGAAAGGAGAAGCAAGAGUCAUAGAUUCGUCAAUGCAAGGGCAGACCUCCGGAUUGCAACAGCCCCCUCCAGUUCCCGUUGAUUUCUUUAUAGAGAAAAGAACAAGAGUCCUUGUUAUAACUGGCCCAAACACUGGGGGUAAAACGAUCUGCUUAAAGACUGUUGGAUUGGCUGCAAUGAUGGCUAAGUCAGGACUUCAUAUUUUAUCUUCGGAAUCUGUACAAAUUCCUUGGUUCGAUUCUAUUUUUGCUAACAUUGGUGAAGAACAAUCUCUAUCAGAAUCAUUGUCCACCUUCUCUGGCCGGUUAAAACAGAUAAGUGAAAUUCGAUCUGCAUCAACAACCCAAUCAUUGGUAUUACUUGAUGAAGUUGGCGCUGGGACAAAUCCCCUUGAAGGUGCUGCUCUAGGAAUGGCAAUGCUGGAAUCUUUAGCCAAUUAUGGUGCCUUGCUGACUCUAGCUACAACACAUCAUGGCGAACUAAAAUCACUUAAAUACAGUAAUGAUGCCUUUGAAAAUGCAUCUAUGGAGUUUGAUGAAGAGAAUUUGAAGCCGACUUAUAAGAUUCUGUGGGGAGUACCAGGCCGAUCCAAUGCCAUAAAUAUUUCUGAAAAGCUAGGAUUGCCAAGCACCAUCGUUACUGAAGCUAGACAACUUAUUGGUGCUUCUAACGAGGAGAUUAAUGAGGUCAUUGUUGGCAUGGAGCAUGCGAAGCAUGAUUUUCGAGAACUUUUAAGUGAGGGCAAACAUCAUAUCAUGCUCUCAAGAAACAUGCACAAACAUUUAUUUAUGGCGAGAAGUAAGAUCAUGGAGCAUGCUACAAGGCAAAGAUACAGCAAGGUCCGGGAAAUAACUGAAGCUGCUGCUUCAGCACGUUCUGUUCUUAGAAAGAAAGUGCGAGAGUUUCAAGCUUCUGCAACACAGCCAGCUACAGCAAAGAAAAGAGUAUUGGUGGCAAGUGACAAACAGCGCAUUACCUCCGAGGACCAAAAACUUCAUGCUAGUAAUGAAGGUUUGUCGCCAAGCAAACCUCUUAAGCAAUUGCCUUCUUCAGAGAGGAUUGGGCUUCCUGAGGUGGGUGAGCUGGUGCAUGUUUCCAGUUUAGGGAGGAAAGCGUCAGUUGUGAAGGUGGAUACUGGAAAAGAAGAGAUAGUGGUUCAAGCGGGUAACCUGAAAUUGAAGCUAAAAUUAGGUGAUAUCCAGAGUUGAAUGAGGUACGUUUUCCUAGUGGCUUCCCACGGGUGGCCUGCAAUAGUUGGUAUCAGCGCAAGUGCUCCUCCAACUUAUUCAAACUUGGACAAGCAGAAAUGAAGACAAGCUGCAUCCACUGAUCUGCAUCACGGAUCGAUAAUUGUCAUGGCAAUGAUCAGGUCAGAGAGGUUGAAGCAAUUGGAUGUAAAGCAUCACAUCACAGCUGAAGGAACACCAUAAGCGGGCGGUGAAAGAUCUCACCAAAUCCAAGAGACAUUAACAUGUCGAACAAAGAUAAUAUGCUAAUGUCGCAUUUACCCUAGAAAACUAUAGUACUGUAUAUCCAGCUGUCCAGUUGUGUUAUCGUCUCUAAAGUGCCGAGUUUCUUAUCAUGCUUGGAAGAGUGCACUCUAAUUCUUUUAUGUUCUAUAGUUGUGACGCUACUGCUGCUACUACUAGUACUAAGACUAGUUGAUACUGUGAAGUGCAGGUGGCUACUAUUAUUUCAAAUCAAACUCGGUGUUGGGAGGUGGUGAGCUGACAAUGAUCGGGGUCCUGGUGGUUCAUAAGAACAUGGCCUCCAUCCUCACCAUCUCCGGCUGAGGUGGCACCAGGAUCCUCCAAGGUAACGUCCAGGAAGUAGAGCAUGGAGACGAGCACAAAGCAGAGCAAGAACAUGGGAACAGGGCCAAAGAGCCAAAGCAACAAAGGCAGUGAGAAGUAGAAGGCACGCAGUCCCAAUGACCAGAAGUAGCCACCUCUAUUCACAGACCUGGCCACGUAGUCCACGUGAGCAGAAAAGCGAGGAGGAAGCAGAGCAGUAUGGAGAAGAACUUGAGGGAGAGAGCUUCAUCGCUGGC
This is a messenger RNA of Linum tenue, 3560 nucleotides long. The record is from the annotation of a GenBank genome assembly. Lineage: Eukaryota; Viridiplantae; Streptophyta; Magnoliopsida; Malpighiales; Linaceae.